Messenger RNA from Hansenula anomala, 2171 nucleotides. It is a transcript of the gene ESC2, whose product is annotated as Esc2p. The transcript has a single exon. The annotation marks the transcript as partial. Lineage: Eukaryota; Fungi; Ascomycota; Saccharomycetes; Phaffomycetales; Wickerhamomycetaceae. The record is from RefSeq and is a predicted model, not a curated record.
AUCAUUGUUUACAUUUGAGAAAUUUGUGAUACUCCAGCCUAUGAACAUUGGAAAGAUAAUAUGACAAGUUCGGAUAUAGAGAUAGUGGGCGAGAACAAAGGCCCAGAUGAGGUGAUUAUACUAGAUUCAAAUGACGAUUCUGAUGAUUUUUUUGAUGAAGCUGAUGAAAGACAAGAUGUGAUUGAGAUAGACCACGCAUUGGCGAAAUCAAGCAAUGUAUCAAGUCCCCAGGCUGAUGAGCUUGAAGCUGAUGAUACUUUCCAAACUGCCCAAACGAGAUCUGAAAUCGAUGCCACUCCUGACAAGCAAAAUACUCGUGCUCACGAUAAAGAUGAUUUUGAUGAUUUGCUUGAUAGAAAAGAUAUGCCUAGUGACGAUGACUUGAGUCGGUUGGCAAGUAGGCCAUUGACUAGAAGUAAUUCAAGGCUGUCAGCGUCCCCAGUUAAAUCACCAUUGAAGCAAAGCGUCACGAGGUCACAGGUUGAGGCUAAUUCAAAGACAAACCCACAACAUGAUGAGCCAAAUUCAACGUCUCCAAAAAAGAUCAGUGUUUCAACUGACGAUGAUGAUAAGACUGAAGAUGAAAUAAGUCAGUCUCAAACAAAUGCUACUUCCAAGACUGAUCAUAAAGACAACAAACCCAUUGAACAAGUUGAUGUUACACUCCCAAGAGAAUUGCCAGAAUCAGUUACAAAAAAUAGUCCAGGAAAGAUUCUACGUCCAAGAAGUACCACAAACAAGAGCACACACCUUCAUAUUGAUCCUGAUGUUCCCUUUCCUGAAGAUAAUUCUGAUACUGAUCCAAGUUUUGAGCCCGAAGAUAAUAUGAGAAAUGAAGAUACCAAGUACGAGGCUUCUAUUAGCGCUUCUACCUCAGUUAAGCCGGAUAGUGAAAAGCCAAAAUCUAACAAUGUUUUAAAAGAAUCAAGUUCAGAAAGAACCCCAUCAGUCAGUAUACAAGAUGAUUUCUUUUCAAUGAGUUAUACACCUCUGGUUCCUGAAGUUAAAAAGAAAAAGAAGAAGAAGUUAAGAAGAAAGACAUCUGAAGAAGCUGAAGAGCCAGUCACACAAAACAAUGACAAUAGGUCAAUAUCUGCUGCUGCCACUACCCCUGCUGCUGCGCAACAUGAAGUCACUACACCAGUAACACCAACUGCUCCUAGAACCGAAUCUCCAAGGAAGAAAGCGAGAGUGACUCGUGCCGUUACACCACCACCUAUUGAUGAUGCAGCUUUCAAAAGGAAGUUUGCAGAAGAACACGGGGAAAAGUUUGAUCCUGUUUUAGGAGCGGAUGAUGGUGAUCGUGGUAUAUUUGAUGAAGAUUAUGAAUACAAAGAACGGAUAAGAAAUUUGGAUGAAAUCACAAAAUCAUUCAAUCAAGAAAAAGAUGGUUCAAAAUCAAAUGAUGGUGGUUCGAGGGAAAAUUCAUUGGAUCCUUCAAGAAGUUAUGUGCUACAUAUUACCUCCUUCUUACCAGGUAGUGAAAAUAAAGCAGUAGAUACUACUGUUAAAGGUUCAAAGAAAUUCCAUCCUGUUAUAUCCACUGUGUUGAAAGAACUACUGAAUGCCAAAGAAAAUCCUGUCCCAUCUUGGUAUAGGCGUAUUUAUGAACCUGAUCUCACUGUGCUUUAUUGGAAUAAGAUCAAAAUUUUAGACUUUAUGAGACCUGAUACUUUACAAAUUCCAGCUCCCACAUCUGGUAAACCAACCGAGAUAACACUUGGACUCUAUAGUAUACAUCAAUCGGAAGAAAUUGAAAGAUUGAAAGAGAUUGAAAGAGUGGAAAAGAGAAGAAGAAUGGAACAAGAAGAAAAACAAGCUGCUGAGGACAUUGCCCCAGAAAUUGAGGAGGAGGAAGUUGAUCCCUUCAAAGAUGACGAACUCUUCAAAGGAAUUGAGAGUGAACCAGUACAAAGCACAGUCUCAAGAGAGGCAACUGUGUUAGGAAAUGGUGAAUCUGAGGAAGGAUUUUUCAAGAUUGGUUUGAAGGGUGAGGACAACAAGAAAAUGAUUGUCAAAGUUCAUGCUGAAACUAAGUUAAUAACCUUAGUGAAAUAUUAUCUUAAGCAAAAAAAAUUACCAGAGAACACUAAAGUCAAACUUUCUUUUGACGAUGAAGACCUAGAUUUGGGAGAUACCGUGGGUGACACUGAAUUGGAGGAGGAUUUCAC